Messenger RNA from Colletotrichum siamense, 1260 nucleotides. RefSeq lists its product as uncharacterized. NCBI's taxonomy places the organism in Eukaryota, Fungi, Ascomycota, Sordariomycetes, Glomerellales, Glomerellaceae. The transcript has 5 exons. Gene Ontology annotation, molecular function: DNA-binding transcription factor activity, RNA polymerase II-specific; RNA polymerase II cis-regulatory region sequence-specific DNA binding. Gene Ontology annotation, biological process: regulation of transcription by RNA polymerase II. Gene Ontology annotation, cellular component: chromatin. The record is from RefSeq and is a predicted model, not a curated record. Bases 1 to 1260 code for a protein of 419 amino acids.
AUGCCAACGUCGGCAUCCGCGCCACUUCCGCUGGCUCAAGCCCGCUUGCUACUCGUAUUCUUUGCUUCUUUUAGCGGAGAGCCGCAGCUCAUACGACAGGCUCUGGUUGGUUGCGGGUUCCUGUCCGCCGAAUUCCGGUCAAGAAUGUCACGAAUGAGGCCUGUUUCCACAGCCACAGAACUAUCGGACUGGCGAACCUGGGUUGAACAUGAGUCAACAAAGCGCUUGAUGUGCAGCAGCAUGAUUCUUGGGAACUUACUUGUGAUUACGUACGGGAUGGUCCCGGGCUUUUCUAUCCUCGAGGAUGCCGACAUUGGCAUACCUGCCGAUGAUGCCCUGUGGGAAGCAAAGACGGCCUCUGACUGGGAAACUCUAACAGCAAAUAAACCGCUGUCAUCCCAUCUAGGUCUUCGCGAGGCAACUUCCGCCAUAUUCGGUCAGACGCCUCUUGAAAAUAAGUCAGAUGUCUGUUGGGAGUGGUCGCCGUUCGCUGCCUCGGUGGUUAUGCACAGCGUUGCUAUCGCUAUCUGGUACCUUACACAAGGGCAGCAAGUAUGCCACAGCGCCAUUCGUAACUCAAAGGAAAGACAUGACGCAAGUCAAAUUGCCGCGGCUCUCUCUAGAUGUCGAGAUUUGCUUGCAGGAGUUGCAGACGCGCAAACUGGUACCGAAGGUACAUGGAAUGAAGCCGAAAGCCCCCUGCUGUUCAAUGCAUUUGCCAUAUUACGCGUCUCAUACGGGAGGGCAUUCAUCAGAUUCCACUCUCUAGAUCGCUCUCUACUGUUCAAGGAGAGUAGCCAGGUCAUGCUGUCAAUCUUGAGACGCUAUUUCGAAGCUGUACAAGAUCGAGACCCCUUCAUGACCAUGGCAGUCAGCUGUGCUCUUGAGGGAUUCGCCAUACCAAUACGAGCGGGUAUUCUGCUCAUGCGAAAGACGGCUGCGUUCAAAUGGAGUGUGGAACACGCCUUAGCAAGCUGGGAUGCCGGUCUACUUGUUACGAAAUGGUUAUACGCUGUUGAAUGCUCAUAUCGGACGAACGAAUCUGUCACACCCGAGGAAAAGCAGGUCUUGGACAGCGUCAGGCAGCUCUUGAACGAAGUUGAGAGCCAUAGGUCUGAGCAAUCAUCGCUAGCAGCAGAGCUGGCCCGUAUGUGGGCAAGUAUCUACGACGACACGUGGGUUUGGGGAGUUGCACCGCGGAUCGGCUGGGUUCUCCGGGAACUUGCCAAUAUGUAUGAAACUGGCAUCGUUGCUGUAUGA